Messenger RNA from Carassius auratus (goldfish), 1985 nucleotides. RefSeq names its product photoreceptor outer segment membrane glycoprotein 2-like. The coding region runs from base 83 to 1162 and encodes 359 amino acids. Gene Ontology annotation, cellular component: plasma membrane. Gene Ontology annotation, biological process: visual perception. Lineage: Eukaryota; Metazoa; Chordata; Actinopteri; Cypriniformes; Cyprinidae. The transcript has 3 exons. The record is from RefSeq and is a predicted model, not a curated record.
AGUAUGUUAUAUCACCCUAAAAUAAAAUGAGCUUUACACCUGGACACAAAAAAAAAUACCACUGAGACAAAUAAAAGCAACAAUGGCAGUCUUAAAAGUGACAUUUACGAAGACAAACAGAGACAAACUGGCCCAGGUUUUAUGGGUACUGAACUGGGUGUCUGUGGUAACUGGAGUCACGCUCUUCAGCCUGGGUCUGUUCUUAAAGGUGGAGAUUGUGAAGAGACGGGAGCUGAUGUCAAAAGAGAUUGUGUCAGUGCCAAACAUGCUUAUCUUUGUUGGCUUGACUGCCUGUGCGAUCAACUUCCUUGGGGGAAAGAUCUGCUAUGACUGUGUGGACACUACCAAGUUCCUGCGAUGGAAGCUGCUGAUGCUGCCUUACAUCAUAUGUACCUUUUUCUUUACAUUUUGUAUCCUCGUGGGAGCAUUGAUGUGCUAUAGCAUGCGUAAUGAUCUGGAGGAGUCACUGUUUUUGGGCUUACGUGACGCCAUGCGCUACUAUAAAGAUACGGACAUGCCAGGCCGCUGCUACAUCAAGCGCACAAUGGACAUGCUGCAAAUGCAGUUUCAGUGCUGUGGCAACGAAGGAUAUCGAGACUGGUUUCACAUUCAGUGGAUCAGCAACCGCUACCUGGAUAUGACUGAUAGCGGAGUUGCGGAACGACUGCGGAGUAAUGUGGAGGGGAAGUAUCUGAUCGACGGAGUGCCAUUUAGCUGCUGUGGCCUGCAUUCUCCUCGUCCCUGCAUCCAGCAUCAAAUCACUAACAACUCAGCACACUAUAAUUACGAAUACCAGAAGGAGGAGCUGAACCUGAACCGGAGGGGCUGCAGACAGGCACUGCUGGAGCACUACACACAGAUAAUGCAGUCCAUUGGCUUAAUAGUUCUCAUCAUCUGGCUUUUUGAGGUGUCAGUGUUGACAGGAGUACGCUAUCUUCAGACGGCCAUGGAGAAUGUGCUGAGGUUAGGAGACCCUGACUCUGAGUCUGAUGGCUGGCUUCUGGAGAACAGCAUUGCGGACACUGCACGUUAUAAUUUCAACAUCAUCAAGAACCUGGGAAAAUGCUACCAGGUGGAUGACGAUCCCAACAUUGAUGUACCCAGCACCAGCCAGCAAGCACAAGAGAACGUCCCUGUAAAGCAAAUCCCUGUAGCCCAGUAGUACAAGAGACAUUGGACAUUGAGACUUAACCAGCCAUUUAACAAUGACAGCCUUGGAGAGGCAGAUUGUGAUCUGCAUUGCAGCCUUUGACUCUUUACUUGAUGCAAACAAAGAGGAAUGGACGUUAAGAAUGGCCUGAAACAAUAAAACAUAAUGUGAAGGAGCUCUCGGCUGAAAGGCACUGCAUUGCAAUAUAAUCCUUGUGCCAUUCAAAAGAAAAAGACAAUGAAAUGUGCAAUGCAUUUUAAGAUGCUGGGGAACAGGACUGAUUUGUAACACUGGAUAACACUGCUGUAAAGAAAGAUGGUAAUGGAAGACAAGCUUCCCUGUGCCUCUGCCCUGUAAUGAAGAUCAUUUUGUCCAUCCUAAAAAUAUCUUAAUUAUAAACGCAUUUCAGGUUAAUCUGAAAAGGGUUAAAUUAUAAGCCUUUGUUUUAUUACUAAGGAGCUAUUACCAUCCAUAAUGUAUAAAAUGCCUUUGACUCUCUCACUCAUUUGCUUUACUUGUUUCAUUGUAGGUCCAUUUUCAGUUUUUUCUUCUAGUAAACCAUUCACAAAUUGCUUUGGAGACUUGCAGUAUCUGGCAAGGUUGAAUUUGUACUUGAUGGCUACUUAUUAAUACUAACGGUGGCUUCUAAAUGCAUUAUUGCAGCACAGCUGUUUUAUAUAAGCCUAAAUUGUUUUGAAAUAUGUUAAACCCAUUGUGUGUUUAUUCUUGUGUGGCUUUAUUUCUCACAAUUACUUUUUUCUUAUAUUUGGCAACUAUUCAAAGCAAAAUGCUUUGUCAAUUUUUAUCGGGCAUUUUUCUCAUAUGCAAAAAUAAA